Mangifera indica (mango) is the source of this 1560-nucleotide messenger RNA. RefSeq names its product pantothenate kinase 1. Gene Ontology annotation, molecular function: pantothenate kinase activity; ATP binding. Bases 71 to 1276 code for a protein of 401 amino acids. Lineage: Eukaryota; Viridiplantae; Streptophyta; Magnoliopsida; Sapindales; Anacardiaceae. The transcript is spliced from 10 exons. Gene Ontology annotation, cellular component: cytosol; nucleus. The record is from RefSeq and is a predicted model, not a curated record. Gene Ontology annotation, biological process: coenzyme A biosynthetic process.
CGUAUGCCAAUUAUAUAGCUCUUAUAAUGUCAAUGACUGAAAGACACAUAAUAAGUAAAAUCGGGAAAAAAUGGAAGAAAAAGAGGGUGAAAUUAUACAAGCAAAACUGGACUCACACCAAUCCGAAAGUCAAAUAUCUCAUUUGGCUCUCGACAUCGGAGGUUCCUUAAUAAAGUUGGUGUAUUUCUCGAAAAAUAACACUAGUUUGGGUGAUGACGACGACAAUAAUAAGCAUCUUGUGCUUCAAGGAAGGCUUCAUUUUACGAAAUUCGAAACCAGCAAAAUUAACGAUUGCAUAGAGUUUAUACGAUCCAAGAAACUUCAUCUCUGUGGUGUCCGGCUUCUUGAUGCUCCGGCCAGUGAUAAGAUCAUUCUUAAGGCAACAGGUGGUGGGGCAUACAAAUUUGCUGAUCUCUUCAAAGAAAAGCUUGGUAUUAUUGUUGAGAAGGAAGAUGAAAUGGAUUGUCUUGUAGCUGGUGCAAAUUUUUUGCUAAAGGCAGUACACCAAGAAGCUUUUACAUACAUGGAUGGUCAGAAGGAAUUUGUGCAUAUUGACCAAAAUGAUUUGUACCCUUAUCUUCUUGUCAAUAUUGGGUCAGGUGUUAGCAUGAUCAAGGUGGAUGGUGAUGGCAAGUUUGAGCGAAUUAGUGGAACAAGUGUUGGUGGUGGUACCUUUUGGGGUUUAGGAAGGCUAUUAACAAAAUGCAAGAGUUUUGAUGAGUUGCUGGAGUUAAGUCAUCAGGGAAACAACAGAGUCAUAGACAUGCUUGUUGGAGAUAUAUAUGGUGGAGCAGAUUAUUCAAAGAUUGGUCUUUUAUCAACAUCUAUUGCUUCUAGCUUUGGUAAGGCAAUUUCUGAUAAUAAAGAGCUGGAAGAUUACAAACCUGAAGAUGUAGCACGGUCCCUUUUAAGAUUGAUUUCAAAUAAUAUUGGGCAGAUUGCUUACUUGAAUGCUCUACAAUUUGGGCUCAAGCGGAUACUUUUUGCUGGAUUUUUUAUUCGGGGCCAUGCUUAUACCAUGGACACAAUUUCUGUUGGUGUUCAAUUCUGGUCUAAAGGUGAGGCAAAAGCAAUGUUCUUGCGUCAUGAGGGUUUUCUUGGAGCAUUGGGUGCAUUCAUGAGCUAUGAUAAGCAUGGCCUUGAUGACUUAUCAACCCAUCAAUUAGUGCAAAGAUUUCCGGUCAGCGGACCCAACAAAGGAGAUAAGAUUUGUUGCCCUCUAAUUGGUGAUUUGAAUGACAAUGAUAGUAUAGAAUGCGGUGUCUAUGCAGCUUAGCAUCCAAAGCUGUCUUCCCUUUUGAACUCACAAAUGGGUGCGGGACACCUGACCUGGAUAUUCUUUCAUGGCAGACUGCGUGACAACCAUGCAACUUAAGAAGUUCAGAAUUUGUGUAAAAUGUAACAUAGUUUAGACUCUACAAGAUCAAUAAUCGAGUGCUUAAGAAAGCACGGGAAAUAAUUUGAAUGAAAGAAACGGUGUAACAUCACCGAAUAGGGUUUUUAUUUUUCUCCAGAUCAUACUUCUGUAACUGAUUGAUCAAUAAAACUAAUUUAUUAUGA